Molecule: messenger RNA, 9761 nt
Organism: Uranotaenia lowii
Lineage: Eukaryota; Metazoa; Arthropoda; Insecta; Diptera; Culicidae
Exons: 2
Coding region: 1092-2378 (428 amino acids)
Source: RefSeq, a predicted model, not a curated record
GUGAAAAAUUAUUGAACAAAAUGCUGGCGAAUGUCUCAAAUAUUGUGUUGUGACUUCCAUUCUUGAAAAAAUAUGUACAUACAGCGUAUGUUCCUGUAUAUAGUCAACGUUAAGUGCUAAAAAUAGAAUGCCUCAGCGAUGUAAAAUUGCAUAUCAUGAAACUACUUCUACCCAUGCUUGGCAAAAGUCAUCGUCAUGAGGCGUGAAGCUGUGACUGUGAAGCCUCUUAGUCCGUCAAACUCAAUUGACUGUUCCUUAACGACCAGUCACUUCGUUUGCCAGUCAUUCAUUCCCCAGUCAUUUGAAGCUAAAAGAAUUUCCUAGUCAAGCAAUCGCAUUCAAGCGACCGAUGACGAAAAAGAAAUGCAUUUAUUAUUAUUGUUGCUCCUGCCAGCAAGCUCCUUUUCAGUUUUUUAUUGCUAUUGUUGCUCUCUGCCAGCAAGUCGUUCAAUUAGUUGUACCUGCCGUCAGCAGCCGAUCGAAGUGUGAAAAGAUUUGCCAGUCACUCUCAGGAGAAAUUUUGACCUUGUGUAGGAGCUUCGCCAGUCGAUGAUGGAGAAAUGUUGAUUGUUGUCGUGUUUUAUCCGUCAUGCGAGUAGUGAAGCUCCGUCAAUUGAGAACAGUGCCAGUCGUUUGAUGAAACAAAACUAGUCGGGUCAAGCGUGACGGGCGAAAUUUGCCAUCACUGCUUCUACCUACUUCAUACAAAGAAGACUGCUUGCUCAUAAUGCACUUACCUACCUACCUAAGGGUCCAGCGCCGAUUGACCGGCGCAUAGGGCUGAGAUAAAAGAUCUCCACUGCUGGCGAUCCGGAGCCAGCGUCUUCACUUGCUGCCAGCCAAGGUUCUCGUCAACUGUGCGAAUUUCAGCGGCUAAACUACGCCGCCACGAGCUUUUGGGCCUGCCUCUUCUUCGAUGCCCAUCUGGAUUCCAGUCAAGCGCCUCUCUGCAAAUCUCGUUUUCAUCUCUUCGCAGCGUGUGCCCAAUCCAUCUCCACUUACGUUCCCGAAUCUCGAUUUCUAGCGCCUUUUGAUGACACCGGCGAUGAAGUUCAACGUUUGAGAUCCAGUUGCCAGGCCACCAAGCGCGGAUGAUGUUCCGCAGGCAGCGAUUCACAAAAACUUGCAGUUUUCGCGUCGUCACCGCAUAUGUGCACCAAGUUUCUCACCCGUAUAGCAAUACGGAUUUGACGUUUGAGUUGAAGAUUCGGAUCUUAGUUCGUAGAGAGAUCUGGCGUGACCGCCAGAUGUUUCGGAGACUCGCAAACGCAAAUCGGGCUUUUCUGAUCCGGGUUUCGAUGUCCUUCUUGGUACCACCAUCAGGCGUAAUCUGGCUACCAAGAUACUGGAAGCACUCCACUGUCUCAACCUGUUGUCCAGCUACCACGAAAUUGGAACGAUUUUCUGUAUUGAUUUCCAUCGACUUGGUCUUUCCGACAUUGAUUUUGAGACCUGCUGCCUUGGAGCUUUCGGUGAGGUCGUCGAGUUUGCUCUGCAUGUCUUGUUGUGUUUGGGCGAGCAAAACAAUAUCAUCUGCCAGGUCAAGGUCGUUCAGUUGCUCAAUGGUUGAAGGAUUCCACGGCAAUCCUCGGUUUGGUCUACAGUCAAUCGAUCCAGUCAAGAUCUCAUCCAUUACGAUGAGAAAAAGCAGCGGUGACAAAAUACAUCCUUGUCUCACUCCAGCAGUUACCGGGAUUGGUUCGGACAAGACACCGUCGUGCAAGACCUUGCACGAAAAUGCCUCGUACUGUGCUUCGAUGAGAUGGACUAGUUUCUCUGGGACCCCUCGUCGUCUAAGAGCAGCCCAGAUGUUUUCGUGGUUCAGUCGGUCAAAUGCUUUUUCGAAAUCAACGAACACCAGCAGAAGAGAGUCCUGGAAUUCGUUGAUUUGUUCCAGUAUUAUUCGUAGCGUUGUGAUGUGGUCCACACAUGAUCGUCCGGAUCGGAAUCCAGCUUGUUGCCGUCGGAGUGUAGCGUCGAUUUUCUCCUGGAUCCUGUUCAGGAUCACUUUGCAGAGUACUUUAAGGGUUGUACAGAUCAAAGUUAUGCCACGCCAGUUACCGCACUCUGUUAGGUCUCCUUUCUUUGGGACCUUUACGAGGAUACCCUGCAUCCAGUCGGCCGGGAAUGUUGCAGUGUCCCAAAUGUCAGCGAAAAGACGGUGCAACAUUUGUGCUGACAAGGCAGGGUCGGCUUUGAGCAUUUCAGCAGGAAUGCAAUCGAUUCCAGGCGCUUUGUUGGAUUUCAUGUCCUUGAUUGCCGCUUCUAUUUCAGCCAGCGUGGGCGCUUCCGAGUUGACGCCAUUAAUGCGACUUACUGUGGGCGCCUCGAGCUGCGGGUUCUGUUGGCCAUUGCUAUUUGUAACUCGGGAAAGUUGAUCAAAAUGCUCAGUCCAACGCUUGAGCUGAUCUGUUCGAUCUGUCAGCAGCUGACCUGCUCGGUUUUUCAGCGGCAUUCUUGCAUUAGUCCUUGCACCACUAAGGCGGCGAGAAAUAUCAUAUAAUAAUCGGAUAUCUCCAAUGGCGGCGGCUCUUUCUCCCUCUUCGGCUAGGGAGUUUGUCCAGGCUCUCUUGUCUCGUCUACAAGCUCGUUUAACUGCCUUUUCCAGCUCCGCAUAUCGUAAGCGGGCGGCUGCUUUGGCUGACCCGGUACAUGCCUGCUCAAUUCCGACUUUCGCCUUUCUCCGAUCAUCGAUCAUCCUCCAGGUUUCAUCCGACAUCCAUUCACUUCGUCUUCCACAAACUUUACCGAGAGUACCAUGGCUCGUCGUGAUAAAGGCAUUCUUGAUUCCACACCACUGUUCUUCGACUGUUCCGUCUGUCGGCAGCUCCGAGGCUCGGGAUUCUAGCUGUUCAACGUAUGCCCUUUUCACCUCUGGAUUCUCCAACCGGCGGACGUCGUAUCGACACCCGACUUUCUCCUCGCGCCGUUGGACACGCGCAACUCUCAGUCGUAUCUCGCCAAGGACGAGGUGAUGGUCAGAUGCAAUGUCUGCGCUUCGUUUGUUGCGGACAUCAAGGAGGCUCCUUCUCCAUUUUCGGCUGAUGCAGAUGUGGUCAAUUUGAUUUUCUGUUCGGCCAUCUCGGGAUACCCAAGUGACCUUAUGUGCUGGUCGAUGGGGGAAGAGCGAUCCACCGAUCACCAUGUUGUUGUUGCCACAAAAUUCUACAAACAGCUCUCCGUUUUCGCUCAUCUGUCCUAGGCCAUGGCGCCCCAUGAUGCGCUCAAAGUCCUGAUUAUCGGAGCCAAUCUUUGCGUUGAAGUCGCCUAAGUGGAUUUGAAUGUCACCCUUCGGAAUUCUCUCAACCACGCUGUUCAAUUGACUGUAAAACUGCUCUUUCUCCUGCAAAUCGGCAACGUCAGUUGGCGCAUAACACUGGACCAUUGUAAGGUUUCUAACCCGUGUUCUGAAUCUGGCUACGAUUAUUCUUUCGUUUAUCGGUUCCCAUCUUAUGAGGGCCGCAUGGGCCUGCGGGCUUAACAGGAAACCAACUCCUCGUUCCCGAGUAGCAUGUUCUCCUCGUAUGCCAGAGUAAAGCAGUACUUGCCCGGACUGUGUGUUGUGUUCUCCAGUGUUAGGCCAACGGACUUCGCUCAGUCCCAAUAUCUCUAGCUUGAGGCGGCUAGCUUCUCUAGCAAGUUGAGCUAGCUUUCCUGGCUGGGCAAGGGUCAAAACAUUCCAAGUUCCAAUUCUAGUCCGUGUUUUCAUGCUAAAAGUCGUUGCCAAAGUUCCAAUUCGGUUAUUUCUUCUCUCAGUUUCUGUAACAAUAUAAGGUAUCAGGAGCAGUAGGUUGUUAGCCUAAAGUCCCUAUCCCGCGAUGGGGCUGCCAUCUUGGACUUAGCUGGCGGGAGCCGCAUUUCAUAAAUUCAGCCGCUUGCUGCAAGACAGACGCUGUUUGAGCCGCCCCUGACCUGGAGAACAGACGCUCGGUUGUUGUUGCACGCCGCCCCUGACCUGGGGAACAGACGCGUGCGGCCACCUUCUCAGUCUGCAUGCGACCAAAGCAUCCACCGGGGUUGGGUACCCGAUCUCCGCUUAGGUUACUCGCAUCCCAGCCGGCACCACGGGGAGGUAGAGAUAGGAGUUGUGAAUAAGAGGUGAUAUGACCACUAUGGGGUCUCGUGUUGCACAUUAUCCACCGUUUACCAGUCAUAAUGCACUUGGUUAACCAAAUUGUUUCAGUGCAUGCUCUCAAUGUUCCAUAUUGGCUGGAUUAAGGUUACCAAGAAAACUUGUUAUAAAUACCAUACAUGGAAAGAUGAUAAACUGUUUUAGUGCAUAUUUCGAGAUCUCUGAAAGUAAAUCCCAAAGAAUAAAAGGUCACAAAAACAACAAGACAAAACAAUUCUCAGCCCUAGACAAGAUCUCACCUAUUAAUUCAGAAAAUUGAUUUCCAUAAGAACGGUAUGAAGACUGAUAAGUAUUAUUCUGAUUAUUAAAAAAAAUAUAUAUAUUUACAAUAUUUUCUUCCCUAAGCACCGCUUCCACUCAAUGUUUUAUUUUAUGUUCAUCGACAACUCAGAUGACAAAUUUGGUGAGUAUCUGCUCAAAACUCCAGAAUGUCAAAGCUCUCUGAGUUGGGUUGUUCAUCUUAGCCAUCUUCAUACCAGAUUUCACCUAAAUAUAGCUCAUCGAUAGAACUUAUUGCGACUCUGAGCCAAGGCACCAAACUCAUGUGCAAUACCUAGAUAGGUUUUCGCAAAUGACACAUGAACUGCACUUUGAAAGACAGCUUCUAGAAGCCGCGGAAUCGAUUCGAAGUUUGUUUUGGAGACGAACGCAGCGAAAUCGAAGAGCGUUAGACUAAAGUUGGGCGGUAUCUUUUCGCCUUCCAUGGCGACCGUCGGAAAUUCCUGUUUUUUUCUCAUUUGAUCAUUCCUGUUUUUUAGUUUACAAUUUUUCUUCCUUGAGAUAUCCUGGGAUAGAGCAAAGAAGCUCUUCCCGCAGAAGAAAAAAUGAAGAAAGGAUCAUGGUUUCUCUGACUUACGAGCUUCGCUUAAAAGAGCCUAGAAGAGAGUAAUGUCUAAUGAGAUAUCAUCAUCGAAUAUAAUUGGCGUGGUUUUACGAUUCUUACGAAUUUCAAUUCAGAGAUUCACUCAUACACGUCUGUUGCUCACAAGAAUAGAUAAAUGACUGACUUUGUUUUGUUUGUUUUGCCUAGUGUUGCCAAAAUCACAAACGUUGCCAUAUAAAUUUAUUUUAUUCUAUUUAUCUUCAGUGUAGCCGAAUACAACUAUUGUUUUAAUAAAUUUUUAUUAAAUUUGAUUUGUUUUCUGCAUAUCCUUCAGCUCAUCUCCAAAAAGCUUUCCAAAUCUUAAAAUUUUAUUUAUGUUCUGCAUAUUCUUCAUAAGCUGCAUUAAAAAUCUGUGCUUCCUAAGCCAAUCCGCCUUUUUCCACCGAAAGGUCAAAUCAAAACUAACAAUCAGCAGCAGCAACUUUAGAGUCUGCGUUUCCUAAGCCAAUUCCUUCUUUAUCCACCGGAAGGCCAAAUUAAAACAAUUAAUCCUCAGCAGCAGCAUUCAAAAUAUGCACUUCCUAAGCCGAUCCGUCUUUUCCCACCAGAAGGUCAAAUCAAAACAAUCAGCAGAAGCCGCAUUAAAAAUCUGCGCUUCCUAAGCCAAUUCCGUCUUAAUCCACUCGAAGGCCAAAUCAAAACAAACAAUCAGCAGCAGCAGCCUUAAAAAUCUGCGCCUGCUAAGCCAAUCCGUCUUUUCCAGUCGAAAGUCCAAAUCACAACAAACAAUCGGCUGCAGCAGCCUUCAAAUUCUGCACUUCCCAAGCCAAUUCCUUCUUUAUCCACCGGAAGGUCAAAUCAAAAUGAACAAUCAGCAGCCUUAAAAAUCUGUGUUUCCUAUACCAAUCCAUCUUUCUCUACAGGAGAAGGCCAAAUCGAAACAAACAAUCAGCAGCAGCAGCCUUCAAAAUCUGCACUUCCUAAGCCAAUUCCUUCUUUAUCCACCGGAAGGCCAAAUCAAAACAAACAAUCAGCAGCAGCAGCCUUAAAAAUCUGCGCCUGCUAAGCCAAUCCGUCUUUUUCAACCAAAAAGCCAAAUCACAACAAAAAAUCAGCAGCCUUAAAAAUCUGCGCUUUUUAAGCCAAUUCCUUCUUUAUCCACCAGGCAAAAUCGAAACAAACAUUCAGCAACAACAGUCCCAAAAAUAUGCGCUUCCUAAGCCAAUCCGUCUUUUUCCACCGGAAAGCCAAAUCGAAAAAAAACAAUCAGCUGCAGCAGCCUUUAAACUCUGCGCCUGCUAAGCCAAUCCAUCUUUUCCAACUGAAGGUCAAAUCAUAACAAACAAUCAACAGCAGCAGCUUUCAAAAUCUGCGCUUCCUAAGCCAAUCCGUCUUUUUCCACCAGAAAGCCAAAUCGAAAAAAAAACAAUCAGCAGCAGCAGCCUUUAAAAUGUGCGCUUGCUAAGCCAAUCCGUCUUUUCCAACCGGAAGGCUAAAUCACAACAAGCAAUCAACAGCAGCAGCCUUCAAAAUCUGCGCUUCCUAAGCCAAUCCGUCUUAUUCCAGGGACCGAAUGAAAAACUUUUUUUUUCGUAGCAACAGCCUUAAAAAUCUUCGCUUCCUGUGUCAAUCCGUCUUAUUUGUUGUUAUGCCUGAUGUUGCCAUAGAACAUGUAUUUUAUUUUAUUUAUAUUCAGCGUUGCCAAAUACAACGUAUUUUAUUUUAUUUUUAUUAAAUUUGAUAUAUUUUCUGUGUAUUCUUCAUCUUAUCUCUACACACAAAACUUUCGAGGCUCCACUUAGCAAAAAUGAGCUGUUACUUUCCAUUAGCAAAAAUUUUUUUUUACUGUCGAGUUAGCACUUUCCCAAAUUGUCGUGACUUUUGCUCAAUUUGAGUAAAAUUAACCAAAAUACUACUAAUUUUAGCAUUUAUAGUAGCAUGGACUCAAACUUUUAGCCUGUGCCCAAACCGCGUUCUUUAAGUGCUCAAAUUUUAGAAAGGCGACACAGGCGGGAACCUGUUAGAUUAUUCUUGUUUUCAUUUUGCACCACGCGCGGGUAAAACAUUUUUGUUCUGCUCCUCAGUUUUUCGUCGUUUGGUUAGAAUUUGGAUUAGGAUCAACAGCAUCUCGUGGGAGGGAAUGCUGCAGAAGUAGCCAUUCUUCCUCAAGCGGAACGGUUACCGGUUCGGUAACUAGUGGAAAAAUAGCGGAAUCCUAACGCUGCACAUACCGGUACGCGAUACCGAGAAAGGAGGAGAAAUGGUGAAGCGCAAAACCGAACCCGGAAGCAGCAGUAGUGGUUCCGCCGGGUUAUGUGUGUUGUUGACCUGUUUGGUGGUCAGUGUUUUUACUAUCAGGUAACAAAAAAAUAGACUGUCUAGCUAUUAUAGUUUUAUUUUUAUUCUUCUAAAUAUGAAAUGCACUAAACUUAAUUAUUUCUGUUUUUCAGAUUUCAGUGGUGAAGAUUUAAUAGAACGCGAUGAUGCAAUACACUUUUGGAAACCCGCAGAGUGAUGCGAACGAUAAUAAAAAAGAAGAUUAAAAAAAAUCAAAUCUCACUUUUUAAUUUUUUGAAAAUGUAAACCCUUCAUUAAAAAUAAUUUAAUUUUAGAUUUCACUCAAAUUCGAGCAAACGUUAGAAAAAUAAAUUUUGCUAAAAUUUUAGCAAAUAAAGGUUUUUGUUUGCUUGAAAAUUAGUAAACAUUCAGUCAGGACACAUUUUGUUAUUUUGCUAAAAUUUUAGUAAAAAUAAAUUGCUAAAUUGAUUGCUAAGAUUUUAGCUGGUCAAAUUUGAGCAAAAUUUUGCUAAUUUUCGGCCUCGGAAAUUUUGUGUGUACACUGUAAAUUUUUGCCUCGAUUUCCAGCAAAAAAAAUUGCUGGAAACGUUCAGCAAUCCAAAUUUUUGCUGGAAACCAGCAAUCGGUUUUCGAAUUGCUGGAUUUUUCAGCAUUCGGUUAUGUGCUUGUCAUUUUUGCUGAAAAAUCAGCAAUCGGUUUUCAAAUUGCUGGACUUUCCAGCAAUUGAUCUAGUUUGCUGGAAAAUCAGCAAUCGAGUUGUCAAUUUGGAGUUUGUUUUGGUUUCGUACGCUGAAGUAAGGUGAGAUUCUAUUUUACGAAUUUAGGUUAAAUUAAUAUAAUUAUUUUAUUUUCCUCUAUAUUCUAGCAAUCAGGCAUCAAGUCAAGGGUAAGUUUUUAUUGUACAGGUAGAUAUUCCAUAGAAGAUACUAAUCAAAACUAUUUUUACAGGUGGCGGAUGAUCAACAUUUUGGCACAAAGCGGCCACCCCAGAGCCGGUGUUAGAAAGUUGUGAAAAAAAAAAAGUUUUUUUUGGAAAAUAAAUUAAUCCCUAAUUGAAAAUGGGAGAAAAUAAUUGUUUUUAUUGCUUAUUAUAUGCACAGCCAAUAUUAAACUUUAAUUUUACAUUGAAAUAUAAAUUUCAUACUAAAUACUGCCGGUUGUGUUGAAAGAAAUAGCUGGUUUCCAGCAAUCUGGAUUGCUGAUUUUCCAGCAAUUUGAAUUGCUGGAAACCAGCAUUAACGUUUGCUGUUUUUUCCAGCAAUUUAAAUUGCUGGAAAUUUUGCUGGAAAGUCAGCGGGACAAAAACCAGCAAAAUUUUGCUGGUUUCCAGCAAAAAAAAAUUUGCUGUGUACAAUAUCCUUUAUUAAGACAGUGACAAUUUCAAAAUGGGUCGUUUUUUUCGUCAUGGACUCAGGAAAACGUUUAUGGCUUUUUUAAGUUUUUUUUAAGUUUGAAUGUAAAAUUCUCUUCCGGAUCCCAUUUGUUGCUACCGACAGCAUACCGACACAAAAAUCAAAAUCCGCAUUAAGAAAGUGUUUGACAAAUUCAGCUAGAUUUCGUGGUUUUAAAUUGCUAAUCUCAUCUAUGCGUUUUGCGACUUGAAAUUUGGCUGGCUGCUUAUUUGAUGUGCCGUCAUCAUAACAUUUGCCUAUUCCUUAAGAAAAUGUUCUUACAAUGCAUACCCUUGAGAUUUUGUCGACUGUACACAAUUUGCAUGAUUCAGGCUUCUUGAAACACUGCACGCCUUCCAGUAAUUUGCUGAAUUUUCUAAAACACGAGAUAUCUCUUGUCUUGUUCUCUAUUACAUGUAGAAAAAUAACUCAGAAAAUAUAUAUUUAGCGAUGAAAUGAUACUGUACAAAAUCAAACCGAAUUUGUAUGAUUUGGUGAUUGAUUCCUCACGGUUCUCAGUGUGUUUGGAUGAUCCCAGAUUUCCAGUCAUUUCUUCUUGUUAAAAAGUGUUGACCAGGAUGAUUCAACGAUCAUCCAAAAUAACGAUGUAAUUGUAAUAGAAUGGAAAUCGUGCACAGAAAUUUAAGCGCGCUAGCAUGCUGUAUACGGUGACUUUUCGACUGGCAUGGCGACCGUGAAAAAUUGUUCCGUAAGAAUCUCGGUUCUCGUUCUGCAUAUUCUUAUGAACCAAGUACCAGAUAAUGUAUGACCUCUUACAAGAAGGGAUUCAAAAUAGCUGUAGCAAUCACUGCAGAUUACAAACGUCGCCAUUAACUAUUUAAAUGGCAGGUUUAAAAAGCACAGUUGCGUUGAGCACUGUUUUAUAAAAUACAUUUUUUAAGGAUACUCACUACACAGGUAGGUAUAUACUUUCGUUCUAUAAUAUCGAAUAAAAAGUUCUAUUUAUGCUUCAGUUUUAUUAAUAGUCGAUUCAUUUUGCUUUUUUUGUGGUGGUUAGUAUUUUGUCUCAUCAUUUGAAUGGUAUGGUACUUUGCAUUUUUUGUAUUACUCGUGAAUCUUUUGACCGAGAUUCUCUUCUUCCUUCCCAUCCCCUUUC